GUAGGCUUAUUACUCUGCUGGUAUAAAAAGCAGGUGAGGACUUUAUUAACUGCAGUUACUGAGAAAUCACACGACGAAGCUAAAAUCCCUCUUCAGAUCUACAGUCAACUGCCCUGAACACAUCCUGCAAAAAGCCCAGAAAAAGGAGAGCCAUGGAUUCCUACAGAAAAUAUGCAGCUAUCAUUCUGGUCACUUUGUCGGUGUUUCUGCAUAUUCUCCAUUCCCUUCCUGAUGGCGAGUUUACAGGGCAGGAGUGCCCGGAAUGCAAGCUAAAGGAAAACAAAUACUUCUCCAAGAUGGGUUUCCUAGUACGUCAGUGCAUGGGCUGCUGCUUCUCUAGAGCAUAUCCCACUCCGUUAAGGUCCCAGAAGACAAUGUUGGUUUCAAAAAACGUCACCUCAGAGUCCUCUUGCUGUGUAGCUAAAGCAUAUACCAAGGCCACCAUAAUGGGGGACAUCAAAGUGGAGAACCACACGGAGUGCCACUGCAGUACUUGUUAUCAUCACAAAUUUUAAACGUUUUGCCAAGUGCUGUUGUGAUGACUGCUGAUUUUCUGGAAUGGAUGAUUAAGUUGUUCAGUGUUUAUGGCUUUGUGAGAUUAAAACCCUCUUUUCCUUACCAUAUCGCUUUGACACGCUUCAAGGAUGUACUGCAGCUUUAUUGCCUUUCUCUUUAUCCCACAGUGGAAUCAGUAGUCCAGUUCUUUUCAUUUGGAAUGAAUACAGUAUUUAGCUCGUUCCCCUGCAAAUAAAGCCUUUUAAAUCAUCAUUCA
Messenger RNA from Cebus imitator (Panamanian white-faced capuchin), 772 nucleotides. RefSeq names its product glycoprotein hormones, alpha polypeptide (gene CGA). Gene Ontology annotation, biological process: thyroid hormone generation; positive regulation of steroid biosynthetic process. NCBI's taxonomy places the organism in Eukaryota, Metazoa, Chordata, Mammalia, Primates, Cebidae. The record is from RefSeq and is a predicted model, not a curated record. The transcript has 4 exons. Gene Ontology annotation, cellular component: extracellular region; follicle-stimulating hormone complex. The coding region runs from base 153 to 515 and encodes 120 amino acids. Gene Ontology annotation, molecular function: follicle-stimulating hormone activity.